Penicillium cataractarum is the source of this 2712-nucleotide messenger RNA. RefSeq names its product ankyrin repeat domain-containing protein. The record is from RefSeq and is a predicted model, not a curated record. Gene Ontology annotation, molecular function: protein binding. The transcript has 8 exons. The coding region runs from base 1 to 2712 and encodes 903 amino acids. NCBI's taxonomy places the organism in Eukaryota, Fungi, Ascomycota, Eurotiomycetes, Eurotiales, Aspergillaceae.
AUGCGUUUACAUCAACUGUACCCUGACCCCGCCAAAGAGGAAGCGACUCUAGGCCAUACAGCCAAGAUUGACAUCAUCGCAGUCCAUGGCCUUAAUCCUCGAAGCAAAAAGGAUGCCGAUCACGCGUGGGAUACAUGGCGCACGCCUAAAGGACCGAAGGGUCGCCUCUGGCUCCGUGAUGACCUUCCGCGAACGUUUCCCGAAUCGCGCAUCUUUCUUUUCGAAUACAACUCGACAGUGGUCUUUGGCAAGGACCAGGGCACCUUUGUUGACAAGGCCAAUGGAUUGCUCGAAGAGAUCCGGGUAGAGCGAGUGAACACAGAACCCCGGCCAAUCUUGCUUCUCGGCUACAGCAUGGGUGGUCUGCUGAUCAAGCAGGCGUUGAUUAAUGCGCACAAUAACCCGAAGUAUACGCCGAUCAAGGAUGCAACAAAGGGAUUGGCAUUCUUUGCCACACCGCACGACGGUGGCGACGCCAGGUUGCUCAGCCGUGGGGGGCUGGCAAGCAAUAUUGCCAGGUCUCUCGGAUUCCAGAAGAACGGGAGCAUCUUCUCAGAUCUUAUGCAAGAACAUUGGAAGCACCAACUGCUGGAGUACAAAAUUGUUUCCUUCUGGGGAUCGAAGGAUACUACUGUCCCAAGAAAGAGUUCACGAUUCAACUUGCCGGGCACAAUUGAAAGCUUUGUGCAGCUUGAGGGAAACCAUAGUGAAGUAUGCAAAUUUGGUCUAGACGACAAGGGCCGGCAUAAUUUGAAGCUGGUGCGAGACUAUAUUAGAGAACUGCAUGAUGCUGCACUUGAGGAGUAUCACCCACAGAGCGAGAAAGAUCAGCCAAUUCUUCGUUGGCUCACAGAGGUUGAUUAUGCUUCCCAGCAAUGCUAUUUCUUUAAUCGCCGACAAGAAGGAACAGGGGAAUGGCUUCUUGGCUCGAGAGAAUUCAAAACAUGGAGAGAUAACGCAAAACAGUCGCUAUUCUGCCCGGGGAUUCCCGGUGCCGGAAAGACAAUUCUCACAUCUAUCGUGAUCGACCAUCUCCAAACGUCAUUUCGGAACAGGAAUACCGGCAUCGCAUAUAUUUAUUGCAGCUUUAGGCCCCAGCAUGAACAGAAGACGGAAGAUCACCUUGCAAGUCUGCUCAAGCAGCUAUGUAAAGGUCAAUCCAGUCUACCACACGGAGUCGGGUCUCUUCACGACACCUUCAAGAGAAAGCAAACUCGUCCGUCAGUGGAUGAACUGUCAAAGAAUCUUCAGUCUGUAGCCUUUCUGUAUUCAAAGGUUUUUAUCAUCGUCGACGCGCUUGACGAAUGGCAAGACGAUCAAUUACGAGAUGAGAUUAAGACAACAAUCUCGGAUGCUGUUGACGGAAUGUUCCUUUUAGCCCAGCCUUACCUCAAGUUGCUUAAGGGCCAGGCUACGCUAACGGCUGUCCGGAGUGUUCUGAAAGAGCUCCAGAGGCAGAGCCCGGAGUUGAAUAUGGACAGCAAGCGGGAUGUUCUGUAUAAAGUAUAUAACGGAGCGAUGGAGAGGAUCAACCAGCAAGUACCCAGCUUUCAACAGCGUGCUGCAAAAGCUCUGUCAUGGAUCACGUGCGCCCGAAGAGCUCUCACCACAGUAGAACUUCUGCAGGCUCUCGCUGUGAAGCCUAAGGAUAUCAAGAUUGAUGAGGGUAGUUUUGAAAAGAUUGACAAGAUAAUUUCGGUAUGCGCGGGCAUGGUCACUGUUGACGAAGCGAGCAAUAUCAUCGGGCUUGCCCACUACAUUACACAGGAAUAUCUGGAGCGAACACGGAAUCAUUGGCUCCCGAACGCUGAGGCCGAUAUCGCAAACACCUGCAUUACCUACCUAUCGUUUUCAGCUUUUGAGAACGGGGCCUGUCGAAAUGAUGAUGAGUUCGACAAACGUUUACAGUCACAUCCAUUCUACGAUUACGCUGCGCGCAACUGGGGCUACCAUGCUCAAGCGGCCCCCGCUUUGCCAGAUUGCGUUCUGAAUUUCUCAAGAAACACGCGCAAUCAAAUGUUUCCGACAAUGACUGAACUUCAUCUAACGUCGUACUUCGGGAUAGAGGAGGCCGUUCGAGUCCUGCUUGGUAUUCAUAAACCAGAUCUGAAGGAUAGUUGCGGUAGAACACCACUUAGCUAUGCCGCCCAGAAAGGGCACACGGCAGUGGUCACUCAGCUACUUGCCAAUCACGUCCCACAACCCAGAUUUAUCAAACUGUUCACGUACGACGCCACUAUUGAUACGAAGGAUGUCUCGAAUACCACGCCUUUGGCCUACGCCGCGUUGAACGGACAUACGGCGAUCAUCAUGCAACUUCUCGCGAAGGGAGCCGCUAUCGAAAUUCAAAAUGAUUUUGGUAGAACACCCCUCAUGCACGCCGCAGUCCGUGGACACCAGGCCGUCCUCACGCAGCUUCUCGCAAACGGUGCCGCUAUUGAGGCUAAAGAUCAAUGGGGUCAAACGCCGCUCAUUCACGCCGCCAGAAACGGACAGACAGCCGUCUUCACGGAGCUUCUCGCGAAGGGCGCCGAUGCCGAGGCCACAGAUUCGACGGGUGAAACACCGCUCAUCGCGGCCUGGUAUAGGCCUAUGGAUACCCUUACUGAGACAGAGUUUUGGAGGAUUGUCAUGGGUGGCAGUGAUAGCCGGUUGAAUGGCGCUAGUACGACAUUUGACAAACUACUAGACAAGUUACUAUUAGCAUUCUAA